Bicyclus anynana (squinting bush brown) is the source of this 1192-nucleotide messenger RNA. RefSeq lists its product as uncharacterized. The record is from RefSeq and is a predicted model, not a curated record. The coding region runs from base 1 to 999 and encodes 332 amino acids. Gene Ontology annotation, cellular component: extracellular matrix. NCBI's taxonomy places the organism in Eukaryota, Metazoa, Arthropoda, Insecta, Lepidoptera, Nymphalidae. The transcript has 4 exons.
AUGUCAGUAGUCUUCAGUGAACCAGCAAGAAAGAUGACACCUAGGAAUAAAUUGUUGGUGCUACUUGUAACCGUCGUUUGGUUGGAAGGAAUAGCUGGUGGCUCGUUUUCAAAUGUGGUAGUGCAAAGAGACGGAGUUGUUCCCGCGGGGUUCAUUAACUACAAUCCACCACUAGCUCUCGGUCCACAAGCGGCCCCGAUAUCUGCGAUUCCCUUGAAAUCAGUAGUAGGCUGCUUGGCACCGUGCAUCAUACCUGAUACUGGUAGUCAAGGCCUGGCCCCAAUACCAGCGUCUGCGAAUGCUAAAAUUAUAGCAUACCAACCAGCAGUUCCUAAUGUUCCAGUUAUAAUGACAAAUAAAGAGGCCCCUAGAGCUUACCAAUACGCCUAUGCUGUUUACGAUGACAAUACUGGAGACAAAAAAUCUCAAAUGGAACAAAGCGAUGGAUCAGUAGUAAAAGGGAAAUAUUCGUUCAUCCAACCGGAUGGCUACCGUCGAGAAGUUGUUUACACCGCCGAUGAUUUGAAAGGAUUUAACGCAGUAGUAAGAAAUAUUUCACCUGAACCAGAACUACCCAAAGAAGGCAAAGAAGAAGUAGCGAAACCCCAACCGCCACCAUGUCCAGAACCUCAAAAUGCGCAACUGAGUGAAACUCCCAAACAGUCGUCGAAAGCGAUUAAUUUAGAAGUUGAACAACUUGAGCAACCAUCAAGAAAGCCAAAAACUGAACCAAAGAGUGUGCAAAAGAAUAUCGAAAUUAGCGAAGAAAAGAAAGAAGAAAAACCAAGCAAGCCGGAACAAAAACCUGAAAAGGAAAAACCUGUUAGAGAAGAACCUCGUCAAACUGUAGGCAAUGUUGAAAAUAGUCCUACUUUAUUCAACAACGUUAUUUCUUACAACGAUAUCAUAAAAUGUCUUCAGACUAAACUUAUAAGUGCAAAAAGCGCAAUUUCUCCUUUAACCUACAUACUUAUUCCCUCUUUACAAGGACCGUGUUAAAACUAUAGAAAUAGAGAUUAAUCUUUGAUAAUUUAUUUGAAGAGGACAAGUAAUUUAUCAACGUAGUCCAAAAAAAUAAAAACGAAAACUAAAGCAAUUGUAUCACGAUACUGAUCUAUAAAGUAACGUUAUUCUCGCAUAUAACAUAGUAUGAUUAUUAUUGCAAUGAUAAAUGAAAUUACGAUAACAUUAU